AUGGGAGGGGGGCUCUUCACGCAGUCCAACCCGGAGGACCGGAGGGUGGUGCCGGACGAGCCGGGCGACCGUCAGAUCUUCAAGGUCGUGUACGUGGUCCUCGAGUCGCAGUACCAGUCGUCGCUCAGCACGGCGUGCAAGCGGAUCAACGCGGGGCAGGAGAAGGUUGCCGUCGAGUGCUCGGGCUACAUCCUCGAGGAGCUGCGCGACCCGGCCAACUUUGAGCAGUUCAAGAAGGACGUGGCCGACGCCAACAUCUUCAUCGGCUCGCUCAUCUUUGAGCUCGCCGACAAGGUGGUGGAGGCCGUCGAGCCGUACCGCGAGACGAUGGACGCGGUCUGCGUUUUCCCGUCGAUGCCGGCGGUGAUGCGCCUCAACAAGAUUGGCUCCUUCACGAUGGCGUCGAUGGGCCAGUCCAAGAACGUGAUGCUGGACUUCAUGAAGAAGAACAAGCCGAGCGGCACCUCGUUCCAGGACGGCAUGCUGAAGCUGGUGCGCACGCUGCCCAAGGUGCUCAAGUUCCUCCCCGGCGACAAGGCCAAGGACGCGCGCUCCUUCAUGAUGUCGCUGCAGUACUGGCUCGGCGGCUCGCCCGAGAACAUCGAGGCGCUGCUGCUCAACCUGGCGAGCACAUACGUCUUCGAGUCCGACCUGCUCACCGGCGAGGUGGUGGAGCCGCCGACCGUCAUCCCCGACCAGGGCAUCUGGCACCCGGUCGCGCCGCGCGUCUUCGAGACCAACGAGGAGUACAUCCAGUGGCUGCGCAACGAGCACGCGCCGACCAUCGGCGUCGACCCGAACAAGGCGCCCGUGAUCGGCGUCGUGCUGCAAAAGUCGCACAUCAACACCAAGGACGACGCGCACUACGUCGCGCUCAUCAUGGAGAUCGAGGCCAACGGCGGCCUCGUGCUGCCCAUCUACACCGGCUCGCUCGACUUCUCCAAGCCGAUCGAGGACUACUUCUUCCUCAACGGCCGCUCUGUCGUCGACACGACGAUCAACCUGACCGGCUUCGCGCUCGUCGGCGGGCCGGCGACGCAGGACCACCCCAAGGCCAUCGCGACGCUCAAGAAGCUGAACCGGCCGUACCUCUGCGCCGUCCCCGCCACCUUCCAGACCUUCGAGGAGUGGAAGGACUCGGAGCUCGGCCUGCACCCGGUGCAGGUUGCGCUGCAGGUUGCGCUGCCCGAGCUCGACGGCGCCAUCGAGCCCAUCAUCUUCGCGGGCCGCGACGGCGUCACGGGCCGCUCGAUCCCGCAGUCGGACCGCAUCGAGACGCUCGCCAAGCGCGCGAUCAAGUGGUCCAACCUCUCGGCCAAGAAGAACGCCGACAAGAAGGUGGCCAUCACCGUCUUCUCGUUCCCGCCCGACAAAGGCAACGUCGGCACCGCCGCGUACCUGAACGUGUUCGGUUCCAUCUUCGAGGCGCUCAAGACGAUGAAGGCGGAGGGGUACGACCUCGGCGCCGAGCUCCCCACCGACGUCGAGGGGCUCGUCGACGCUGUCCUCCACGACAAGGAGGCGUCUAUGGCGUCGCCGACGCUCAACGUCGCAUACUCCAUGUCGGUCGCCGAGUACAAGGAGCUGACGCCGUACGCAGAGGACCUCGAGGAGAACUGGGGCCCGCCCCCGGGCCAGCUCAACACGGACGGCCAGAACCUGCUCGUGUACGGCGUCCGCUUCGGCAACGUCUUCAUCGGCGUCCAGCCCUCGUUUGGGUACGAGGGCGACCCGAUGCGGCUGCUGUACGCCAAGUCGGCCUCGCCGCACCACGGCUUUGCCGCCUACUACACCUACAUCGAGAAGGUGCUGGAGGCGGACGCGGUGCUGCACUUUGGCACGCACGGCUCGCUCGAGUUCAUGCCCGGCAAGCAGGUCGGCAUGUCGGGCGGCUGCUACCCCGACCGCCUCAUCCAGUCGACGCCCAACCUCUACUACUACGCGGCCAACAACCCGUCCGAGGCCACCAUCGCCAAGCGGCGCUCGUACGCCAACACAAUCUCGUACCUGACGCCGCCGGCCGAGAACGCGGGCCUCUACAAGGGCCUCAAGGAGGUGGGCGAGCUCAUCUCCUCCUACCAGGGCCUGCGCGAGAGCCGCGGCGCCUCGAUCGUCAACUCGAUCGUCGCCACCGCGCGGACGUGCAACCUCGACAAGGACGUCGACCUGCCGUCGGAGGACUUUGACACGGCGGAGCUCACCCUCGACGAGCGCGACAUCAUCGUCGGCAAGGUGUACUCCAAGAUCAUGGAGAUCGAGUCGCGCCUGCUGCCGUGCGGCCUACACACCGUCGGCGUGCCGCCCACCGCCGAGGAGGCGAUCGCGACGCUCGUCAACAUCGCCUCCAUCGACCGGCCCGAGGACGAGAUCGACGGCCUGCCGCGCAUCCUCGCGCGGUCGGUCGGGCGCGACAUCGAGGACAUCUACCGCUCCGCCAACGCCGGCAACCUCGACGACAACCUCCUCAGCGAGAACAUCAAGGAGGCCAUCCGCGCCGCCGUGCGCGCUUCGGUCGAGCGCUCGACCGACGCGGCUGGCCGCGUGACCGAGGUGAACCCGAUGAUGGCGUCGCUCGGCGCGGUGCUGGGCGGCGGCUCGCCGAUGCUGUCCGCGCUCAAGAAGCAGGGCUUCGACAAGGUGCAGGACCCAGACCUCGAGAAGCUCUUCGGCUACCUCGAGUUCUGCCUCAAGCAGGUGGUCGCGGACAACGAGAUGGGCGCCCUCAUCGAGGGCCUGAACGGCGAGUACACGCUGCCGGGCCCGGGCGGCGACCCGAUCCGCAACCCGCUCGUGCUGCCGACGGGCAAGAACAUGCACGCGCUCGACCCGCAGGCCAUCCCCACCAUCGCCGCCUGCGACUGCGCCAAGGUGAUGGUGGACCGGCUGCUCGAGCGGCAGGUUGCCGAGGAGGGAGAGUACCCCGAGUCGAUCGCCUUUGUGCUCUGGGGCACGGACAACAUCAAGACGUACGGCGAGUCGCUGGCGCAGGUGCUGUGGAUGGUCGGCGUGCGCCCGCUGCCCGACUCCCUCGGCCGCGUCAACCAGAUCGAGGCCAUCCCGCUCGAGGAGCUCGGCCGGCCGCGCGUGGACGUCGUCGUGACGUGCUCCGGCGUCUUCCGCGACCUCUUCAUCAACCAGAUGAACCUGCUCGACCGCGCGGUCAAGCUGGUGGCCGAGCUGGACGAGCCGCUCGACCAGAACUUCGUGCGCAAGCACGCGCUCGAGCAGGCGGAGGAGUUUGGCGUCUCUGUGCGCGACGCGGCGACGCGCGUCUUCUCCAACGCGGCCGGCUCCUACUCGGCCAACGUGGGGCUCGCCAUCGAGAAUGGCGGCUGGGAGGGCGAGCAGCAGCUGCAGGAGCAGUUCACCUCGCGCAAGGGCUUCGCCUUCAACGCCGACCGGCCGGGCAUCCUCGACGACAAGGCGGACAUGUUCAAGUCGAGCCUCAAGAAGGUUGACGUCACCUUCCAGAACCUCGACUCGUCCGAGAUCUCGCUGACGGACGUCUCGCACUACUUCGACUCGGACCCGACCAAGGUGGUCGGCUCGCUGCGCACCGACGGCAAGAAGCCGUCCUCGUUCGUCGCCGACACGACCACCGCCAACGGCCAGGUGCGCACGCUCUCGGAGACGGUCCGCCUCGACGCGCGCACCAAGCUGCUCAACCCCAAGUUUUACGAGGGCAUGCUUAAGUCGGGCUACGAGGGCACGCGCGAGAUCACCAAGCGCCUGCGCAACACGAUGGGCUGGUCCGCCACCGCGGGCGCCGUCGACAACUUUGUCUACGAGGACGCGAACGACGUCUUCAUCGCCGACGAGGAGAUGCAGAAGCGGCUGCUCGAGACCAACCCGAACGCCUUCCGCGACAUGGUGACGACCUUCCUCGAGGCCAACGGCCGCGGCUACUGGGAGACGUCCGAGGAGAACCUCGACCGCCUGCGCCAGCUGUACGCCGAGGUGGACGACAAGAUCGAGGGCUUGUAG
Emiliania huxleyi CCMP1516 is the source of this 3984-nucleotide messenger RNA. RefSeq names its product magnesium chelatase H subunit. NCBI's taxonomy places the organism in Eukaryota, Haptophyta, Isochrysidales, Noelaerhabdaceae. The record is from RefSeq and is a predicted model, not a curated record. Gene Ontology annotation, molecular function: magnesium chelatase activity. Gene Ontology annotation, biological process: chlorophyll biosynthetic process. The transcript has 2 exons. Bases 1 to 3984 code for a protein of 1327 amino acids.